CUGACUGCACUGUUCAAUGGUUAGGAUUAAUUGGAAUGUAUGAACCUGACUGUUGUGAAGUGCCUUGAGACGACAUGUGUUGUUAAUUGGCGCUAUAUAAAUAAACUGAAUUGAAUUGAUUUAGAAAUGGGCGAUAUGGAUUUGAUAUUUUCAAAACAAUAUUUUGUGGGAUUUAUUUAGAUAAGGAUAAAAUAGACAAUUGCAAUUGAUUGCAGAAUUUUCAAUAGAUUGAAGAGCUCUAACGUCCUAAUGUCACUGCAUUCAUUCAGAACCCUACAAAGAUAAAUACUGCACCUAAAAUCAGAACAUACCCAUUAUCAGAUGGGAUUACUUCUGUACACCAGUUACAAUGAGUAGUGUAAUUUUAUCGCUAAACUGCAAACAAUAACUGCUUUCAGUUCAUUUAUUUUAAUAUAGUGAUAUUUAUUAAUGCUCCCACGGAACCAGGAAUGGAAAAAUAGUGAAAGUAACAAACCCAACCAAACUGUUAGUUUUUCUUGUUUCCAAACAUCAUCUAGAUGUUCUUGUUAUCACAAGUCAAGUCUUUUCAAUAAUAGUGCUGUGUUGGUCUGUCACAUAAAAUCCUAAUGAAAUACACUGAAGUUGGCGAUAAUAAUGUGACAAAAUGGGAAACACUUCAAAGGGGUGUGAAUAGUUUAGCAAGGUGCUGUGUAUAUCAUUUUCAUAUUAUUUAAUUCAUUUUGGAGAAAACAAAAGUAACUUUCUUCUCUUUUAACCAAAACAUUUCUCUCCAGUGAUAAAUGUACAUUUAAUUUCAUUAGUCUUGUUAUACUCAGGUAUAAUUGUAACCAUGGGAACAGUCAUUUUGCCUUAACUGCUGUUAUAUUUUUUCAGACAAACAAAAGACCAAAAAUGAAACUGAAUGUGUUCUUGUCUCUUUUCAUUAGAUGGCUUUCGCGGACCAUUUUGUAGAUCUUAUAGAAGUAAAAAGAAAAAAAACACAGCACUCACUUUCUUGGUAGUUUUUGACAUACUUGUCAUAUUUUUUUGUAUAAUCCUGUAGCUAACAAAAUUACCUUAGAGUUGUUAAACUCAGCACCAGAAAUAUACCUGUACCUCACUGUUGUCAAGAUUGCACACUAAGGCCUAUUUCAUUUGUACCUAAAUGCUUUAUGAUGUAAAACAUUGUGAAUGUUGCUUAUCGAUGACCUGUGUGGAGACUGAGAGCUGAUGAAAGAGAAAUCUGUUGGCUCUAACUUUUUAAGUCAUGCUUUAAUUUUUUGGCAUGUUAUUGAGAAUGACUGGAAGCUCAGUCACCUACUGAUGAUGAUGAUGAUGUCUGCCUUUAUUCUUUAAGUGUACAUCUUUGUAACCCUUUAAGUGUUCUUCAGAGCUCAUAAAUCACUUUUGGCAUCUCAUGUUCAAAGUUUGUAGUUUUAUUGGGCAAUAAAAGCAAAUGUAGAUCACUGCCUGACCAUUAUUGAUCUCCCCCAGCUAAGUCGGAAUCAACACUGUAUUGUGGACAGAAAGUAACAUUUAGAUUUACUUCUUAUUAUCAUGUAAUAAUGUGCAUACAAACUAUUUCAGCAUAUUUUCUGAUGCUGUGGUUUAAAUUCAUAAACAGAAUUUCUUCUCACUUUUAAAUCUAGGCAGAUAUAUCAGCACACUGAUUGUAUAUUAACUGGUCACAACUGAAAAUAUAACUCACUGAUUCUGAGCUAUUACAUCAUUCUAUAUUUCACAAGUCAAACGAUCAGUGUCAGUUUUCCUUAUUUUUCCUUUCAGGACUUUUCUUACAAGGCCCUGAUUUUCCUGUCCAAGCCGCAGACAUCAGGACCAAUCAGGGCUGCUCUUUAGUGUUGCCUAGAGACGGUGAAAAUGUUACCGUGGCCUCCUUAAAUUCAACCAUUUAUAUUAUUUCACUGAGUAUAUCUGUUCCAGAGUGCACUAGCUAGGAUUUUUACAGGAAUGAAAGGAUCAGGUCUCUGAGUCCUGUCAAAGUGGAACAGUAGCAUCGGUGUGCUGAGGCAGACAUUUAAAGUAACCUUUGUGAGAAGAGAAUCAUUCUGCACCUGUCCUUCAGACAGACCAGGGUCCCCCAGCAUUUUAUGGAAGCUAUGAAACGCAUUUCAGGAACAUCUGACGUGCCUCGCAAGACUCAGCCACAGAACGCUGCAGAGGACAAUUCUGUUGAUAAAUGGAAAUCUUCAUUCCAGCCGAUUAAUAAACAGGAUGAGAACUCCGAGGACAAAAGUCCAAGUGAUGCUAUGAGCUUGGAAAACUACAUUUUUUCAAGGACUGAACUUUAUGACCCCAACAGCCCUCUGUCAUCAGAUAAUGAGGCUGGGACUUUACAAGCUCAAGACUGCCAGCUGUCCCCUUCAACUCAGGAUAACAGCCUGAGAUGCCAGGGUCUGUCUCCAGACAGGGACAGCAGGCACUGGGAGUUGUCUUUUCCUGAGACUGCAAACCGUCCGCUCGAAAGACAGGAGUUUGUGCCGGCAGCCAGACCAACAGAGAGCCGAGAUUUGAGUCCUGGGCGUAUUCUGCCUAAAAGCCGUACUUAUAGCCCAGAAAGUAAACGACUUGAGUGUCCAGGUUACGAAUUCCCAAGUGGACACUUGGAGCCAAGAGUUCACACUCCUGACAGACUUCAUGGGUCUUCCACUCAGUGUAUUCCUGAAUCCUUCAGAGGAACAGGGACCAAUGGAGAGGAUGGAAUACCACUUCCUGAAUAUCCAAGAGAGAUGACUGCUACUCUCAGGGUAUCCCCACCUAGGUUAAAGCGAGAUCAUCAACAACUGGGAUAUGUAGAAAGAGGACUUGAUCAAGAGCCACCUCCUCCGAAGCUGACAAGGAUUAAGGGGGAAAAUGCAAAACUGAACAAGUGCCCUAUCACCUGUGACCUUUGUGAUGUAGAGUUGUCCAAUGCACAGGAGCUGGAGGAACAUUUGGACAGCAAAAGCCACUGGGAUACACUGGAGCACAUCCAGCGAAGCAGUAAUUACGAUGAUAUGGCAGUAGCAUUUCUACAGGAAGUGAUGGUGUAUAAAAGCCAGCACUGCAGCCGAGCAGUAGAAGAAAAUGCAUUUCCAGGUCUACAGGAAAACCACCACAUGACGAAGGUGGAAAUGUUUCAUUGUGCAGCUUGUAAAGUCCAUGUGUCCACAUCUGCAGCUGAAGUGGAGGCUCACAUCUCCUCACUGGAACACCUUUCUAAUACAAAGGAAUUUGAAGAGCAGCAGAGACAUUCCUGCCUCAGCAAAGCAGAAGCCAUGCUCAAGAAGCUACAACCCCAGUUUGAACUGUUCAUAAAGCUGCACGAUCAAGCAUGGCCUGCAGCCACGAGCACCUGUCCAGAGAGAGGUAAACUGCGACUGGACCUCUGUAAAGCCAUGUCAAUGGAUGUUGGGCUAAUAUUUCUGAGCCUCAAGGGAUGGUGUCACAGGGAGCCUGCCCAUUUGAAUGACAGUCUCCAAGUUAUGGCUAAGGACCUCCUCAGCUCAAGCACACUGAACUCAACAGUAACAGUACCAUCUAUAUGGACUAUCGGUACUCAUGUAUAUCACUUCCACAUCUCGUCAAUAAAAUACUUAUUUUAAUGUUCUGUUUCUGUUCUGCUUCAUAAGAAAAAUGAAAAAAAGUCAGGGUUGGUUUUUCUGUUUUUUUUUAUUUAGAACAACACAAAUGUUUACACAUUGUAUCUGUGAUAUAGUACAUUUCAAAUUAAAUUAUUUCAAAACCGUAUAUUGAAACAUUAAAUAUAGGUAACAUGAAAGAAGGGCAUGUUCGGCAUGGGUUGUGCGCAUUACUUUUUUUUUUUUCCUUACUUACUUUUAGAUUUUACUGUAUUUAGUUAAAAACAAUGCAGUUACUGAAAUUUUAUAAAACACUUUAUUUGUAUUAAAAAUGUUGCAGCCUU
Messenger RNA from Girardinichthys multiradiatus, 3883 nucleotides. RefSeq lists its product as uncharacterized. The transcript has 13 exons. The coding region runs from base 2070 to 3563 and encodes 497 amino acids. Lineage: Eukaryota; Metazoa; Chordata; Actinopteri; Cyprinodontiformes; Goodeidae. The record is from RefSeq and is a predicted model, not a curated record. Gene Ontology annotation, molecular function: zinc ion binding; DNA binding. Gene Ontology annotation, cellular component: nucleus.